Messenger RNA from Zerene cesonia (dogface butterfly), 832 nucleotides. Its product is annotated as gamma-glutamylcyclotransferase-like. The transcript has 4 exons. Gene Ontology annotation, molecular function: gamma-glutamylcyclotransferase activity. Lineage: Eukaryota; Metazoa; Arthropoda; Insecta; Lepidoptera; Pieridae. The record is from RefSeq and is a predicted model, not a curated record.
AAAUGUUUUAAAAAUAAACUUGUUUUAUAUUAUGUUAAAAUCUGAAGUAUUUAAACAAAAUACAUUCUUGUAUUUUGCAUAUGGCAGCAACAUAUGGACCUUUAGAAUUCAUAUGAACAAUCCAACAGCAGAGUUUGUUUCUAUAGGCCGACUUGAUAAUUACAGACUUGAUUUCAUUAAAUAUUCAAAAUUUUGGGGUGGUCCAACAGCCACUCCAGUACCAACAGCCAAUGCCCAUAUUUGGGGAGUAAUCUGGCGAUUGCACACUGAUAAUAAAGCUUCUCUUGAUAAGCAAGAAGGUGUGGAUAAAAAUAUUUAUUACUCUAAGUAUGUCAAUAUUUUAACGCCUUACAUUGGAAUUUUAAAGUGCCUCGUGUAUGAGCACUUGGUUAUACCGUUGCCAAGAGGAGAUAACGAUGAGAUACCCAUAGAGCGAUGGCCUUCGUGGACUUAUAAGGAAGUUAUUGUCAUGGGCGCUGAAGAACAUAAACUACCUGAGCAUUAUAUAAACGAUUUAAAGAAAAUUAAACAUAACGGCGAACAAGGCUGUUUCUUCAUGGCGUGCCUUUUGAGAUGUUAUGGUACUCAGAAGCCUUGUCAGUGUAGGGUGCCUGGUAGGAUACCACGAAAGCCCCUGAAGCUAGAUUUAAGAGAACUGAGAGCGAAAAAAUAAAAAAAACUGGCUCGAUUCUAUGCACACGCGCAGCGUGGGCUCCCGCACCAGGGACAAAAGCGGUACGGCAAGAUUGCCGCCGGUGCGGGAGACACGCUGAGCAUAGCCGCAUCGCUGGAUGAACAAAGUUUCUGGAUCAGCAGUGAAAUUGUUAACUAG